Messenger RNA from Anopheles funestus (African malaria mosquito), 1870 nucleotides. Its product is annotated as venom protease. Gene Ontology annotation, molecular function: serine-type endopeptidase activity. Lineage: Eukaryota; Metazoa; Arthropoda; Insecta; Diptera; Culicidae. The record is from RefSeq and is a predicted model, not a curated record. The coding region runs from base 312 to 1754 and encodes 480 amino acids. Gene Ontology annotation, biological process: proteolysis. The transcript has 6 exons.
GCUUCAUAGUGGUGGUGGUGGUGGCAGUGUUUACGAUCGCUAACUUCCGACUUCUGAUUCGCAAUUCUCUGCCAGGGCUGCGUGCUUAAAAUCUUUACCGAAGAAACGGGUUAAGUUUAGUGUUGACGCUACGGUUGAUCGAGAAGGAGGUCCACACCGUACAUCGCGCGGUAGAAGAUGUGCUGAGUGCUUACAAGUGUUUUUUUUUCUUUUCUUCUCUCUCACCGCGAGAUUUCGAGAUAGCAAAAAAAAAGUGAAGAUCAAGAUUUGAAGUCUACAACGUUACAUAAGUGCAGAUUUACGCGAGCAUAAUGUGGAAGUUUACGGUCAUUAUACUUUCCUGUAUGGUUAUAAACAAUGUGCAGCCGCAAGCUGGCAGUUCAUGCUAUACCCCGAACAGACAGAUAGGCGUUUGCCAGGUGUUCCAGUACUGCUCAUCCCUGAUACGACUGUACCAGUACAAUCGGAACCAGGAGACGGUAAACUUCUUGCUCGCGUCCCAGCGCAGCUGUGGCAAUCGCAACUAUAACGGCAGCCCGAUCCUUUGCUGCAGUGACGGUGUGGAGUACGAUUCCACUACAACUUCAUCUCCUUUUGUAGAGGUAACGACGGCUCCACCAACGUCGCUGGCACCGCUGCGUACGGCCGAUUGUGUUGGACCGGACAAUCGCGAAGGAUACUGCAUAAGCAUUCGCAGCUGUCCCGAGGUGCUGAAUCAGUUCGUGCAGCGUCAGAAGGAUCCCCAGUAUGUGCAGUACGUACGGCAAUCGAAUGCGGUCUGUAACUACAUCCAGCCGAACGUGUGCUGUCCGCUGCAGCGAGAAACUCCACCGGCACCACCAACAGCACCGCCACCACCACCACCUCCAGCACCGGUCACCGAGGCUCCACCGGCACCACCAACACCAUCGCCACCAGCUCCAUCUGGCGUAGGUCCGGCCAAGUUGUAUACGCCCGAAACUGGCUGCGGGGUCAGUCUCGUGCAGCAUAACCGUGUUGUCGGUGGGGUACCGGCUGAGCUAAAUGGAUGGCCCUGGAUGGCACUGGUCGGUUACAAGAAUGCUCUCGGCGAGGUUUCGUUCAAGUGCGGCGGUUCACUCAUCACCAAGCGACACGUACUGUCGGCGGCCCAUUGCAUUCGGCGCGAUCUAUCAUCGGUGCGGUUGGGUGAGCACGAUACGGCCACUGAUACGGAAACGAAACACGUCGACGUACCCAUUGUGCGGUACGAAACGCAUCCAUCCUACGAUAAGAAGGACGGACACACGGAUUUGGCGGUUCUGUAUAUGGAGUUCGAGGUGCAAUUCAGCGAUGCGAUCAAACCAAUCUGUUUGCCGCUGAGUGAUACGAUCCGUAGCAAGAACUUCAUCGGCUACACACCGUUCGUGGCCGGUUGGGGUCGUACCCAGGAGGGUGGCAAAUCGGCCAAUGUACUGCAGGAGCUGCAGAUACCGAUCAUUGCGAACGAUGAGUGUCGCACGCUGUACGACAAGAUCGGCAAAGUGUUCUCCCAGAAGCAGUUCGACAAUGCGGUCAUGUGUGCCGGUGUGCUCGAGGGUGGCAAGGAUUCGUGCCAGGGCGAUAGUGGUGGUCCGCUAAUGUUGCCGCAACGGUUCGGUACCGAUUUCCACUACUUCCAGGUCGGUAUCGUGUCGUACGGUAUCGGAUGCGCCCGGGCUGAAGUACCCGGUGUGUACACGCGUGUGGCCAGCUUCGUCGAUUGGAUUCAGCAAAAGGUGGCGGAACCGCUGUAGAAACGUUUUGCCAGCGGCUAACGAUUUUUUUGUUUGUGGUUUUGCUCAGACAUGUUUUUUUUAAUUUUGCAAUAAAUUGUAUUAUUAGUGUAUGUUCAGUACAAAGUGAAUGAAAA